AUGGCUUGUCCUUUUCUGCAAGGCACCCUCGCGGUGCCGCCCCGGCCGAUCUCGGUGGAGCAAGAAUUUGCCAACAUCCGCGAACAGUACCCGUCUCUAUCUUCCACCGGCUGCACUACGAAUUUCUGCCAGUCCGGCCGGAUGACGCAUUUGGACGAGGAGCGUGUUGGUCGGAACCAGUCGUACGCCCAAGUCCGCGAAGAUGCCCUCGACUUCCUGCAGCAGAUGUACAAGGAUGGGCUCCUUACCGUGGAGCAACUGCACCACCGCGCGCAGGAAGUCCUCCAGGAGAUUCAACAGAACUCGAUGGAGGGAAAGUUUUCGACAACUUCGGACCACGGAGCGGAGGCUUCACCAGCCACUUCGGACGGUCUGGUCGGUGGUCUCUGGACUCAGACAUUUGAGGAGCUUGAGUUUGGUCUGCGGACGGCGUGGAAACACGCGCGAAAGUGCAUCAUGAGAUCGGAGUAUAGGAACUUGAGGCUCUGUGACUUGCGGCAUGUCCGGACCAGCAAGAAGAUGGCUGAGACUCUGAUUGAGAAUCUGAAGGUGGCUUACAACUCGGGCGAAAUCAACCCAACAGCAUUCGUAUUUCCUCCUAGAGACAUCAACGGCCGCGGCCCCAUGAUCUGGAACUCACAACUGUUGUCAUUCGCAGGAUAUCAACAAUCCAACGGCGAAAUCCUCGGAGAUCCUGCCAACGUCGAACUCACCAACGCCAUUAUCGAGCUCGGCUGGACACCGCCUCGAUUUCGCUCACAAUGGGACCUACUUCCCCUCGUCACGAUGGCAGAAGGAGAGCAGCCCGUCAUCACCGAGCUUCCCAAAGAUGCAUUCCCGCUGGUACGCAUUCGUCAUCCAAAGCAUCCCGGGCUCGAAACCCUUGGCUUGCGUUGGGUUCCCGCGCCAGCACUCAGCCGUCUUGGCUUCAGCAUCGGCGGCGUGCAAUACACCGCGGCGCCUUUCAUCGGGUGGUUCAUGGAUGCUGAGAUUGGCGUUCGUAAUCUCGCAGAUUCUUUCCGUUACAAUGCCCUCCCACAGGUCGCCAAGGCUAUCGGCUUGGUUGAGGGAGAUGUAGAUGAUUUGCCUGACUACGAGCGUCUGGCCGUGCUGUCUCGCGCACAGCUGGAGCUCAACUACGCCACGUACUGGUCCUUCGCUCAGGCCGGCGUCAGGAUGUCGGAUUCUCUCGGCGCAGCAGAGCAAUUCGCCCAAUUCGACGACGAGCAUCUCAUGAACAACGGCUUCCGCCUCCCCUCAGAUCCAUACUGGCUCGCUCCUCCUCAAGGCUCAAUCAUCCCACUCUGGCAUCGCGGAGGCUCACCAAACUACCAGCCGAAGCCUCUCAUCUGCCGUCACGCGAAGGAUCCCGUCAAAGCCUGGCGUCGUGAACGGCAGUCCCUCCGUGUCCGACCCUCCCUCCCGUCGGACACGAAACUCAACAUCUCGAUCCCGGUACCAUCCAUCUCCCUCACAAGACCCCUAACGCCAGUAUCACCCUUCGGUACCGCCUUCUUGCCCGUGCCCCCGCCUGUCAGACCUCUCACGCCCCUGACUCCGCUGUCACCGCGGGGGCCCGGGCGCAGGAUCUAUAUCGGCUUCUGCAGCUCGGGCAACCUCGCGAUCAAGCUCUGCAAGAGGCUGUGCGCGCAGCUGCAGCACGCGUGCGAGGUCAACCCCAAGCUGGGCACCGUCAUCGCCCCGUGCACGCUCAACGCGCUUCCCGUCUCCAUGAUCGAGGCCGACGACGUGCUCAUCAUCGUCGCCAGCACCACCGGCCGAGGAGAGAUGCCGCAGAACGGCAAGGCCUUCGCCGAUGCGCUUGCGAGGAAUCCGGCGCUUCUCUCGUGCCGGUACGCCAUCUUUGCGAACGGCUCGCUGGAGUAUCCCGACACAUACAACCAGGCUGCUAUGGAUAUUGAGGAGUUGAUUAGCAAGGGCGAUGCUCAGAGGCUCAUCGGCAUGCGCGAAGCCGAUACUGGCGCUGAGAAUCCGCCGUGGUCUGUUCUCGGGCAGUUCUUCAACCAGUGCCUUACCGCGCUGCAGAGGGCUAGUCCGGAUGUUGCGGAAACGGACGAGGCGCAGCGGAUUAUUCGACCCAUCAGACCCUUCGACACCAGGCCGUGGUUCCAGGCAAAGGUCGUCGGCAAACCCGUUAUGGGAGCCACCACGGACGGUAUGAAGAGAGUAACCUUGGACCUGGGAGACCGCGAGUACCCCACCAUGGGCAGUCUGUGGAUUCUUCCGCCGAAUUCUGAGACCAAGGUCUCCCGUGUGCUUGAAGCUCUUGGGGUGCGGGAUGACGAGCUUCUGGAGCUUCCGGGGAAGCCCAAGGUUGGUGGCUUUUUGCUGCGGUUCGCAGACUUGCAGCAGCCGUUCAAAUCUACAGCGUGGGCAGAAGGGCUCUCACUCUUGCGCCCUGGGAGUCUGGCCAAGAUGCCCAUUGAGGACGCAGUUCACUUGAUGCCUUCGAAUUGGAGGCAAAUUGUGUCCCUUGACGUACUCUGCAGCGCGAUGCCGACCAUUCAGCCGAGGGAGUAUUCCAUCGCCUCCGACGGCUCACGAACCAAGCGCGCGGAUGGAAACACGCUGGACUUGCUCGUUCAAUACCACAAAGAUGGGAAGUUCUCGGACAGGUUUCUCAACUGCUUCGAGUCAUUCGGGCCACUGACCUGCAAGAUUCGCCCCUCGGCUCACUUGGAGGACAUUGCCCGGAACACAGACAAGCCGAUGAUCAUCUUCACGACGGGCUCCGGCAUGGCCCCGGUGAGGGGCCUCCUGCAGAACCGCAACCACCAGGCAGAGUCCGCCACGGGUUCCUCAAAAUGCCCUUCCAUCAGCCUCUUCGCGGGAUUCAAGGCGUCCGACGAGGCUCUCGUCCGCGAGGCCAUGCAGGAGGCCGACGACCGGGGCGUGUUUGAUGUGUUGAGGCUUACCGGCAGUAACCAGGAGAAGAAACGAGCGCAGGAUGCGAUGCUCGAGCCGGGCGUGAGAGAGAAGCUGAAGAAGAGUGUCGAGGAUGGGGCGCUUGUGUUUGCGUGUGCGAGACCGAGAGCUGUUGAUGAUUUCUUGAGCAAUUUGAGCGAGGUGUUGGGGCGCGAUGCGAGGGAAGCUUUGGGCGAUCGCUUUGUUGCUGAUGUUUACCAGCCUGCUAUCUGA
This is a messenger RNA of Colletotrichum karsti, 3159 nucleotides long. RefSeq names its product nitric oxide synthase. The transcript is spliced from 6 exons. Gene Ontology annotation, biological process: nitric oxide biosynthetic process. NCBI's taxonomy places the organism in Eukaryota, Fungi, Ascomycota, Sordariomycetes, Glomerellales, Glomerellaceae. Gene Ontology annotation, molecular function: FMN binding; nitric-oxide synthase activity. The record is from RefSeq and is a predicted model, not a curated record. The coding region runs from base 1 to 3159 and encodes 1052 amino acids.